CUGUGUUUACAAACGUCACAGGUGCAUUGUGGGAAGCAGAUGAUUGGCCCCGGCGCCAUUUUGCCGCUUCCAUCGUAAAAUCCUGCUUUGCCGCACAAACGCGUCUCUUCUGCCGCUGAAAGCCCGCACUAAACCGUGUACCCUCGGUGAUCAUUUGGCGCCAUGGCCCGUACCAAGCAAACAGCCCGUAAGUCCACCGGAGGAAAAGCUCCCCGAAAGCAGCUGGCCACCAAAGCAGCCCGCAAGAGCGCCCCCUCCACAGGGGGGGUGAAGAAACCCCAUCGCUACAGGCCCGGUACCGUGGCCCUCAGAGAGAUCCGUCGGUACCAGAAGUCCACCGAGCUGCUGAUCCGAAAGCUUCCCUUCCAGCGCCUGGUGAGGGAGAUCGCUCAGGACUUCAAGACCGACCUGCGCUUCCAGAGUGCAGCCAUCGGAGCGCUGCAGGAGGCUAGCGAGGCCUACCUGGUGGGGCUCUUCGAGGACACCAACCUGUGUGCCAUCCACGCCAAACGCGUCACCAUCAUGCCCAAAGACAUCCAGCUGGCCCGCCGCAUCCGCGGAGAGAGAGCUUAAACUCUCCUGUCGUACUUCAGUCCUGUUUUUCUGUCCCCUCACCUGUCCACUUUGUCUGCUCCCCCACCCCCUCCUGCCAGCUACUCGGUAGACAUUAGACAUCCUGAUUAUGAACAGAUAGAAAUAUGUUGAAGUCUUGUCUCAUAGAGGUUUUCGUCUCUCAUCUUCAGAUGCUUUUAGGGUACCUUUCUCAUAUGCUGCUUUGGAGAUCAGACGCACAUGUCGGGGGCGCAUUCAAACAUCUGUCCCUGAUCCGGGUGGGGGCUCUGACGCCUUUUCUGUGUUUGAAAACAGCUGAGGGUCUGGGCCGAGGGGCUAGUCUGCUUAAGGGGAGCUGCAACUUCCACAGCAGGGUGCUAUUAAAACUAGUCCUGAGGCCGGUGACCUGACCCCCCCAUCCAUCUUCUAUGGAGGGGGGGCUGCUCUGUAUGUGUGAGCAUGUGCAGCUAGAUCUUCCAAACCAGCCGUUCUCGUGAAACAAUCUCCUGGUGGCUUAAAAAUGGAAUAAUGUUGUGCACAUGGUCAUUAUCUUUUUGUACGCGUUCGAUUCGGAAAUGAACAGAAUAGGAGAAAAAAAAA
Messenger RNA from Oryzias melastigma (Indian medaka), 1152 nucleotides. RefSeq names its product histone H3.3A. The transcript has 4 exons. The record is from RefSeq and is a predicted model, not a curated record. Gene Ontology annotation, cellular component: nucleosome. Gene Ontology annotation, molecular function: protein heterodimerization activity; DNA binding; structural constituent of chromatin. Lineage: Eukaryota; Metazoa; Chordata; Actinopteri; Beloniformes; Adrianichthyidae. The coding region runs from base 163 to 573 and encodes 136 amino acids.